AUGAUCAACGAUGAUUCCAAACCGUGGACGCCAGUCUGCGUAGCAUCGACGGAGCCCCAACUUGAAACAGGGCCGUUCCCAAACUCUUCGCCGCCGUUUUUGCGCAGUAUCUCUGCCUCAAUCAAAAGCGAACCUGAAGAUGAUUACAAGGCAGCUAGUCUGGAUCCUGCUUGCAACUUCUACAAGAGCGCAGAAUGGCCACCAGAUCUACUAGAGAACAAACAAGUCCACCAAUUAUCACCAUAUUCAACUCUACCAUCAGCAGAACCAACCUACUCAACAGCUAUCUACCCAUUUUACAACCUCUCGGAUCCAUCAACAACUCUAUUUCUAUCUUCAGUCCGAGACCACCCAAUCCGCCUCUCAUCAGCCCUAGCUCCAACAAACAUGGCAAGCUAUUCAUUGGUAAACCCAAUGACAGAGGCCUACAUAACCCCACACUCAAUGAUAUACCCGUCUGUCCUAGGCGGAACACACUUCCUCACAGGCUCAGACAGUCUCAUCUCCCUCUUCGACAUAUCGAGAUCAGGCAACGAAGGCCCUAUUUCAUCAAUCCCAACAAUCCCCAGUAAGCGCAAGCAAAUCGUCGGCGGCGGCAUCGGUAUGAAGGGCAUUGUGUCAGCGCUGGCAGUCAAUCCCAGUGGAGAUGGAGUUCUCGCUGCUGGCACAUUUACCAGAAACAUUGGGCUUUACAGCUCGAAUGGCUCUGGGGAAUCAUUGGGGACGUUCAGCAUUGCCAAAACAGAAGCGAAUCGCGAUAUCGGUGGUCGAGGCGUCACCCAGCUUGUUUGGAGUCCUUGUGGCAGGUAUCUAUAUAUCGCUGAGCGCAAGAGUGACGGUGUGCUGGUUUAUGAUAUUCGUGUCCUUGGCCAGAUGCUUGGUCACCUGCGCGGACGGAAGGCUUUCACUAAUCAGCGCAUGAGGAUUGAUGUUGUCCCCUCUGGUCCCGAUGGUUCUCAUGAAGUCUGGGCUGGGGGGACAGAUGGGUUUAUGAGGGUUUGGAGGGAUCCUAUUUUCUCGGCUGGGGGAAAGGAUCCUGAUUGGCAGUUCAGGGUACAUGAGGAUGCUGUGACCAGCACCGUUCUUCACCCUAUGGGCAAUGUUGUUGCGACAUGCUCUGGGCAACGACAUUAUGAUCACGAUUAUUGCUCUGCUGACGAGGAUAGUCCGGUGACGAAUGCUCGGAACGUUGAUAAUAGCCUCAAGGUUUGGUCUAUGCCAUUCCUAAACUCAGAGUCUGACGUCGAUCAUGAGUUGGAUGACAGGGAGUACUCUGAGAGAGAAUCUAGUCAUCAAGACGAAAGUCGCUUCUAA
This is a messenger RNA of Penicillium arizonense, 1314 nucleotides long. RefSeq lists its product as uncharacterized. Lineage: Eukaryota; Fungi; Ascomycota; Eurotiomycetes; Eurotiales; Aspergillaceae. The transcript is spliced from 4 exons. The record is from RefSeq and is a predicted model, not a curated record. The coding region runs from base 1 to 1314 and encodes 437 amino acids. Gene Ontology annotation, molecular function: protein binding.